AUGAUAUUGAAAGCAUUCAAACAAGUAGGCUUCAUUAUUGUUGAUGAACUCUGCUCUUUGUGUCCUGAAGAACAUUCUGCAUCCGAAUCAUCCACAAUAUCAAAAACACUACGAGGUGAAUCAUUGUCGUGUUCAAGCUUGCUCGGAUUUCUGUCUAAGUUCCCUGUUCGCUGCUCGAAUCGGAACUUGCGUGGUAGAGGUCGUCACUUCCUUGCUCGUUACCGUCUCAGUUCCUGCCCUACGGAAGGAAUUCCUAGAGAAAUUGGAGGAUUACAAAAUCUGGUGUAUCUUUCUUUGAGACACAACAAGUUGCAAGGAUCUAUACCUGACUCAAUGAGCAACAUGGUAGGCUUGGAAUUCCUAGACAUUUCUCAUAAUAAUAUAUCAGGAAUUAUUCCCAUGUCUUUGGAGAAACUUCAAUACCUCAAGUAUUUCAAUGUUUCUGACAACAAAUUGUAUGGUGAAAUACCCUCCGGGGGUCCUUUCAAGAACCUCUCGAGUCUGUUUUUCAUCAACAACGAAGCAUUGUGUGGUUCUUCAAAGUUUAGUGUCCCACCAUGCCCCAUUUCAUCAAAGCAUAGAUCAAAUAGGAAAAAAAUGCUAAUUCUUUUUCUUUUGCUAGGAAUAGCACUUGUAUUUGUUCCUAUUGCCUUUGUAUUCCUAUGGAUAAGGUACAGAAGAGGUAAACUAUCUCCUCAACAAGCUGAUUCAUUGUCUAUUGCAACAACGGAUAGAAUUUCAUACUAUGAACUGCUCCAAGCAACUGAUUCGCUUAGCGAGAGUAAUCUGAUUGGUUCUGGAAGUUUUGGCUCUGUCUACAAAGGCAUUCUCAAAAGUGGAACUGUCAUUGCAGUUAAAGUGUUCAAUCUGCAACUGGAAGCGGCAUUCAAGAGUUUUGAUACAGAAUGUGAAGUUUUGCGCAGCCUUCGCCAUAGGAAUCUCGUGAAAGUCAUCACUAGUUGCUCCAACUUGGAUUUUAAGGCUUUAGUGCUCGAGUAUAUGCCUAAUGGAAGUCUUGAGAAGUAUUUGUAUUCGCACAACUACUUCCUAGACAUCAGGCAGAGACUAAGCAUUAUGAUAGAUGUGGCAUGUGCGUUGGAAUAUCUCCAUCAUGGAUGCUCCUCUCUCGUGAUUCAUUGUGAUCUGAAGCCUAGUAACGUCUUGCUGGAUGAGGAUAUGGUUGCCCACCUAAGUGACUUUGGUAUUUCAAAACUGCUCGGUGAAGAUGAGAGUGAUUUAUACACAAAAACCUUAGCAACAUUUGGUUNGUUAUAUUGCACCGGGAGAAAGCCUAGUGAGUUUGAGGGAGAUCUUAGCUUGAAGCAAUGGGUGAGUUAUUCACUCCCCGAGGGAGUAAUGGAUGUUGUAGAUGCCAAUUUGGUAACACCAAUGGAUAAUCGCUUGCAGAAGGAGCUAGAUGAUGUGGCUGCAAUCAUGAAAGUUGCAUUAGAUUGCUGUGCUGAAUCUCCGGCAAGAAGGACAAACAUGAAAGAUGUUGUAGGGAUGCUACAGAAGAUCAAGAUUCAAUUUCUUGCGCGCUGA
This is a messenger RNA of Solanum stenotomum, 1542 nucleotides long. Its product is annotated as probable LRR receptor-like serine/threonine-protein kinase At3g47570. NCBI's taxonomy places the organism in Eukaryota, Viridiplantae, Streptophyta, Magnoliopsida, Solanales, Solanaceae. Gene Ontology annotation, molecular function: protein binding; ATP binding; protein kinase activity. Gene Ontology annotation, biological process: protein phosphorylation. The transcript has 3 exons. The coding region runs from base 1 to 1542 and encodes 513 amino acids. The record is from RefSeq and is a predicted model, not a curated record.